Molecule: messenger RNA, 4743 nt
Organism: Acipenser ruthenus (sterlet)
Lineage: Eukaryota; Metazoa; Chordata; Actinopteri; Acipenseriformes; Acipenseridae
Product: protein NEDD1-like
Exons: 15
Coding region: 465-2426 (653 amino acids)
Biological process (GO): microtubule nucleation; mitotic cell cycle
Cellular component (GO): pericentriolar material; spindle pole; centriole
Molecular function (GO): gamma-tubulin binding
Source: RefSeq, a predicted model, not a curated record
CUCCGUUUCUCUGGCAUGUACUGGCCCUGCCGGGCUGCCGUAGCGACUGUUGCUGUGGAGCCGAUGGGCGCGGAAAUUCCUGCUGGGGGCCGGAAACUUUAUAGCAACUCGGAGCAGAGGGAGAGGUGGACGAGCGCCGAAACACAGUAAAUACCGGGGCUAAGGACUUCAAAACACACCGGGAAUUUAACAGCGAAACCGGGCAGGCACGCCACCCCGGAGAGAGUGGCAGAAGAAGGCAACAGGCGAGCUCGAGUGAACUAUAGCCGGUGAGUGUGAGCCCUCACAGCCGCGCACAGCCCCUGGCGGAGUUAGUGCUUCUGUUCUUGUUGGUGUAAAUAAAGAAUAAGCACGAAUACAGUAACCAACACUCACAGGACUGUUCAAGACUCGGUUAGUGCAAGACACUUGUUUCAGCAGAACACGACCCUGCAGAGGACAACAUCUUUUGUUAAAGAGCUGCCAUGGCGGAGAGUAUCCGGUUGGUGUCGUCGGGGGACGAUAUAAAGAUCUGGAACUCGUCGUCGAUGACCGUAGUGGAUCAGUUCAACCCCCAUGCCACCACUCACCCUGUCUCCAGAGUCUGCUGGAGCAGCAACAAUCAUUUCCUGGUCAGCGCCUGUGCUAGUGGGGAUAAAAUCGUGGUAUCGAGCUGCAAGUCCUCCCCAGUCCCUGUUCUGGACCUUGCUGAAGGGAAAAGGCAGACCUGUGUCAAUUUAAAUUCCACGUCCCAGUUCAUUGUGAGCGGUGGCCUUGACAACACCGUCAACAUCUGGGAUCUGAAGUCAAAGAAGCUGCACCGUUCCCUCAAGGAUCACAAGGAUGUGGUUACCUGUGUGUCCUUCAAUGGAAACGAUAGCUACAUUGCUUCUGGGUCAACAAGUGGUGAAAUUAUAUUGCACAGCAUUACCACCAACCUGUCCAGCACUCCUUUUGGUCAUGGGAGCACACAGCCUAUCCAGGAUUUGAAAUACUCGUCUGUGAAGAAGUCCCUGAUGGGCAGUGUGUCUGACAGUGGCACAGUGGUUCUGUGGGACGCCAACACUCAGAAACCCCAGCACACCUUCGAAAGCGCUCACAAGGCUCCAGCCUGUGGGCUGUGCUUUUCGCCCGCUAACGAGCUGCUGUUUGUCACCGUGGGUUUGGAUAAGAGGAUCAUCUGCUAUGACACUUCCAGCAAGAAGGUCCUGCGAGGCAUGGUGGCAGAGUCCCCCCUCACUGCGAUAGACUUCAUGCCGGACGGAGCCGUCCUGGCGGUGGGCUCGUCCCGAGGGAAGAUCUACCUGUACGAUCUCAGGAUGCUGACGUCUCCAGUGAAGACUGUGUCCGCCCACAAGACGUCGGUGCAGUGCCUAAAAUUCCAACACUCCCCCUCCCAGACCAAGUCAAGUAGCAAAACUUCUGCAAGCAAGUCCUCCACUACUCUGUCUGCCAGCACCUAUAAGAGAGCUACAGUCCAGAGCAGCACAAGAGAGGCGCUCCAGAAACCAGCAGCACCAGCAGCCCAGCACACAUUCGGGGCACCGGCAGCCGGGGAGAGAGGAGACGGGAGGCAAGAUAACUCAGCAGAAAUGCCUCGCAGCACCAGCCUGGAUGUCUUCCCAUCAAAAGAGACGGACAGUCUGAAGAGCAUUAACCACCUCCCCAGCUUGGAAAAAUUCGACAACGUGGGGAGAAACAGCCUGAGUGACGUGCUCUCUCCAGUGCGAGACGAUUACACCACACAGAAAGGAAGUGGAGACUGCUCGAAAGGAGAUGGGCUGGAUUUCCUCUCCCAGUUCACCAGCGGACUGCCUGCCCGCAGAGCUCCUCUGGGGACCCCCGGGGUGCAGACCAGCCCUUUCAACAUGUUCGGGGACUCCCCGCAGCCAGUCCGAGAGGAGGAGGAGGAGGAGCCCAAACGAGGGCGGGCACAGCUGGGACUCCAGGACACCAAGCUGAUUUCCAAGGGAAGCAGCUCUGCCACAGAGCCAGCGAGCAUGAACACUACCGGGAUGCUGGGCAGCUUUAAAUCUCCGGACAUGAGAGGGAAGGAUGUCCAGACAAAGCUGCAGUACGAAUCUCCAGUGAACGGAGCCCUGCCUUCUGUACCAAUUUUGAGCCCAAGCCCGGGGGUCUCUGCUGCUGGAGUGGCUUCCUCGUUGUCGGAGAGGAUUGCCGAUACCAUUGGGAGUGAUGGCAGCAAUGCGCCGCUGACCUCCAUUCAGAUCCACUUCAUCAGGAACAUGAUCCAGGAGACGCUGGAAGACUUCAGAGAGUCCUGUCACAGGGAUAUUGUGAACCUGCAGGUGGAGAUGAUCAGGCAGUUCUACAUACAGCUGAAUGAAAUCCACUCUCUGAUUGAAAGGUACUCCGUUACAGACGUGCUAGUGGCAGAAAUUGAAAAGCUGAAAGAGGAAAACAAAAAACUCCGGACCAAUUUCUGAAAGCUGCCUCUUUGUGCCAGGAGGGCUGUGCUCAGCUAGUCCGAGCAUAGCCAUGGAGGAUAUUUCAGUGUGAACAGACAUGCGUGUUUUCAGAGGCCCUGCCUAGUGCUGGGGUGGGGUGAGUGAAGAGAUUGACAAGCUUCUUUAUAAAGGAGCGCUGCCCCUGUGAGGGGAGCUGACUGCUAUCAGGAGAGAUCUCUCUCCUCUGUGGUAAAACACAUGGUGCCUUGAUAUAUUAUAACGUAUCAUUCAGUUUAGGACUCUGUCCCUUAACAGAGUGAGCUUUGCCAUGUUCCUAAAGCUUCAGAAGACUCUCCGUGCUGUUACCUGUGUUUGGGUACAGUCCCUGGUUUGCAGGAAGCUAUGCAGAUUGUCUUAACCAGUACCCCUCUCUACCUCUUUAUAACUCGAGUUCUGCAGUAACUCUUCCCUCCUAUACCUCACGCUAAUGCACUAGUCAAGCAUACCUUCUGUGUUUUGCAUGGACUCGACAGUCCUCUUAACGUGUUCAGCGUGUCCUUUAUAAAGGGAUGGAGAGUCAGGUCAGGACUGGUCUGGUGGGGGCUGUGUGGAAAAAAGUACUUUACUAUAGCCCCUCGUCCAGCAGCUUCUAAUUCAACUCAAAAACACCAACAACUUUGCACGUCAAAUCUGCCAGUUUAUUGAACAUUGCAUUGAAAGCAAAGUGGAUAUUGUUCUAAAACAAUUUGUUGUCUCCUUUAAUUAAAAUGGUAAUGUAUUUACACAGAUAGAAACACAAAGUGAAGCCUAAUCAUCUGCUUUGAAUUGACACUCGGUAGAGCAGGAGUUCUUAAUGCUUUACUGUGUAGUGUUAAAGAAACCCUGUGCAGACCACACCUUUGUUUUUGUGUGUGGGGAUGUUCUCAUCAGCAGGUUUUAAAGCUCCUUUGCUUGCUUGAGCAAAUUACUACUUAAAUUGAAAAAAUUAAUUUGUCUAAGUCUUCAGAAGCUGAUGAUUUAAAGGUAAUAUAAGGACCUUUUUAUUUUAUUGUGUUACAUGUUCCCAUGUGUUGCUACAGCUGUUUACAUAAGGUGUGUGUAUUGUUUUAAUUUUUUUUAACUUUUAAAUUGCAUUCCCUACCUCAAGAUGGCUUCCCAUGUACCUGCAUUUACCUCUCAGAACUACAUUUCCCAUCAUCCUCCUGCUCACUGGUAAAUCCAUUUCAGUUACAUAUGUGAGCAGGAGAAUGGUGGGAAGUGUAGUUCUGAGGUCCAUGCAGGUACAUUGGAAGCCAUCUUGUGGCAGGGAAUGCAAUUUAAAAGUUUAAAAAAGUGGCCAAAAUGUAAAUAAAAAUUAAAACAAUACACACACCUUCUGUAAACAGUUAUAGCAACACAUGGGAACAUGUAACACAAUCAAAUAGAAAGGUCCUUGUAUACCCUUUUAAGGGUUACCUAUAAAACCUGCUGGAUUGUGGCUUUCCAGGACCAGGGUUGGCCACCCCUGGUCUAGAGGUGCAAAGAAAUAAACUUUAUGUAAGCAAUUCCUAAACUCCUCAGUGAUGCACAGUAGUCUGUAGCUGAUCGUGGAUACAGACAGGCCUGUAAAAAAACAUGGGCUGUUUGCAGACCAAUAUCCACAUCAUUGGCCAGGGGGUAGAAUAAAUCUAUCUAUUUAAACAAAUACAUCUGACUGUUGCUUAUAAAAAUCAAAAUUGGUUUAUUUCUUUUGACUCAAUUGAAAAGCUUGCAAUACAACUAACAUUAAAAUGAAAGCAAUAAAUUCCAGAUACUGACUGCUUGAUAUUCAGGAGGAGGCUUAUGAAGUGCUGCUGCUGUGCUCAGAAGUUGUCUUGAGGUACCAAUGCACUCAGUAGAUACCCGUGCAGACCAUGGUCCUGGAGCAUGUUUCUUCAUGAGACAGUGAGGCUGUCUGGGGAAGUUUUUAAAUGUAUUCAUCAGUGGAAACUUUCUGGUUCACUACCAGGCUAACUGGAGGGACAUGUAAAUGACUGAGGGCUUGAAACCUAGAUGAUCUUAAUGCUUAAUUUAACAAGAGGUUACAGAUUAAAACAACACAUUUAUUAACAUUAAGAAGCUAUGUUGAGCACUGAAAGUAUUAAGAGCUCUGAAAGUUCAUUGCACUUGCAUGGAACAGUUUUAAAGCCUGGGUGCGCAGAGAACACAUAAUGGAGUGGAGUCUCUGUCAUUUCAUCAGCUUUGCUGCAGCUUUCUUUUGUAUUUCAAACCAGAAAUGCCUUGGCUUGUAGAAUCAGCACAACUUGUAAAUGUUAACUAUAUUUGUACCUUCUGUAUAGAUGUGUAAAGAAUAAAAAAGCGAGCUCUGUAUUUGAAA